Pleuronectes platessa (European plaice) is the source of this 1666-nucleotide messenger RNA. It is a transcript of the gene crebl2, whose product is annotated as cAMP responsive element binding protein-like 2. The record is from RefSeq and is a predicted model, not a curated record. Gene Ontology annotation, biological process: regulation of DNA-templated transcription. The coding region runs from base 233 to 610 and encodes 125 amino acids. Gene Ontology annotation, molecular function: DNA-binding transcription factor activity. Gene Ontology annotation, cellular component: nucleus. The transcript has 3 exons. Lineage: Eukaryota; Metazoa; Chordata; Actinopteri; Pleuronectiformes; Pleuronectidae.
CGGUCCUUUAACAACCGCAUAUACAUCCAGAAGAAGAAGAAGAGCAAACCGGAUGUAAACAAGUUACUCUGAAUUAUUGUUCUAACGCGGGUUUAUAUUAGUCUGAACUAUUAAAGUUAGCACGGGUUUAAAUAAGUCUGAACUCUUGUUAGCGCGGGUUCACGUUAAAUUAGUUGCUCUACGUGUGUUUGUGAAGUUAACUGUUAGCCUUUAGCCGACUGCAGCUAACAACAUGGAUGACAACAAGAUGGUCGCCGGUAAAGUGAAGAAACCGGGGAAGCGUGGUCGUAAACCUGCGAAGAUCGACCUGAAGGCCAAACUGGAGCGGAGCCGCCAGAGCGCCAGAGAGUGUCGGGCGAGGAAGAAGCUGAGGUACCAGUACCUGGAGGAGCUGGUUUCCAGUAAGGAGCGAGCGAUCUGCGCCCUGAGGGAGGAGCUGGAGAUGUACAAACAGUGGUGUUCGGCCAUGGACCAGGGGAAGAUCCCGUCAGAGAUCAAAGCUCUGUUGACCGGGGACGAGCAGAAAACGCCUCAGAGCGCCGGCGGCACCAAGACGUCCAAGAACAGCAAGAACAACAAGAACAGCGUGGGCAGCAACAGUCAGGGCUAGCCCCGCCUCGGAGGGAGGCCACAGACUGACGAGAGAAACGGCUGCUGUCAAUCAUCCUCAACAUACAUGUCAACGUUCACACUAACACACAGGAAGUGGCAGAUUCACGGCUUUUUUCUUUUCCGCCAGUUUCUUGUUUCAUGACGAACUUGAAGCUGCGUUCCAGUUCCUGAUUCGAGAAACGUCUCUAACAGGUCAGAGGUCAGUUCUUCAUCAGGGCGCCGCAGCUCAGGGCGGUCACGUGACUUAAGAAAGUAAAACUUUCUUAACAUCACGUUUUCUGAGGAGUUAUUUUUGUGAUUUGUAAAAGGCACAUUUUUCUGUGGGACAGAUUUAAAUAAUGUGAGAUAAUGUUGGACAGUUUGAAGGUCGACAACAGAUCAGCUGAGGUUUUUUAUUUUCAAUUAAAAGGUUUUGUAAAGAAAAAGUAAAUAAUCUAUCGGCACUUUGUAAAAUUAAGAAUCACCACAGAGCUCAUUACAAAUAUCAAUGGUUUUAACGUGUUCGUCCACGUUUCUCCAGAAAUUAAAGUUAAACAUUUGUGAAGUUUUUAUAAACUGCUUCUGGAAUCCUGAGUCACAUGACUGAGGACGGAGAGGGAACAGGAGACGACAGACGCUCUGAUGAAGCUGAUUAAAUCUUAACGUGAAUGUGGCUUUAAUUUUUUAUCUUUGUUCUACGAACGUGGCCUCAGAGGUCAGAGGUCAGAUGGCAGGAUGUGGACAGUGUGAGAUAUAUUUUUGUAUUUGAGUGUUUUCGUGAAGGAAAAGUUGGAUUUUCUGCUUCUGAGUAAAAUGAUAAAAAUCGAGAAGUAGUUUCACCUGCAGCUUUUUAUUCUUUCAUAUUUUCAGUUCACUUUGUUUCUUUCUCUUCGCUUGUGUCUGAUAGUUAGAAUUAAUAACAUCAAUGUUUACUGCUGAUUUUAUUUCGGACCAACAAGUUUGAAGUGUUAUUUUGUCCUUUGCUAAAGUUUUGCACUUUCUUCACUUUCUUCAGACGCACUUUGAACUUUGCUCAUUUUGUUUCCCAUGAAAAUAAACGUGUGUUUGACUGAGA